ACAGAUAUGUGGGUUUUUUUUUUUUUAAUCUAGCCCGAACCUUUGUAACACACACAUACAAAAGCACACACGUACUAUGCAGGUAUACACAGUUUAGUGAAAGAAUGGAAAUAAAGCGGGGUUGACCUAUACGGAUUCAGAGUUGUUUAACCAGCGGCGUGUGCAUUAUCCGUUUUGUAAAAUACAUGUUGUGAGCGCGCGUGUCUGUGUACACGCGCUGCCAGAUGCCAUAGUAAUUCGGUUACUUUAAACUGCAUGAAAGAAAGACCCGUUUUCUGCCAGAGUUUGUAGUGCGGCUUACAGCGGUGCGGUCGAAUGUCCUCGGAGACAAAUCCGAAAGCGCUCUGGCCUGCAGACACAUUAGGCCGAGCUCUCCUUGUGGGUGGGACUCGUUGGAAAACUGGGGAGGUUAAAUACUAAAAUGGGUGGAUCCCAUUCCUAGCCCUGGCACUUCAGCUCGAUCAGGCGGAAUGAAUCUGGACCGGAUACCAGAAGCCGUGAGACCCCCGCCACCUCGGGACAUGGCCACUACCUUUCACUUGCCGAGAACGUCAGGCACCAAGCGCGAAACUCUGGAAAAUUCGAGCAGCGAAUCAUCAGAUACCGAAAUAGCAGAGAAAGAACGGAGCGUCGAGCGUAGAAGCGACGACGGGAAUCCCGAAGAUCCCAGCAAAAAGAAAAAACAGAGGAGACAGAGGACUCAUUUCACCAGCCAACAGCUACAAGAGCUUGAAGCCACUUUCCAGCGGAACCGCUACCCAGACAUGAGCACGAGAGAGGAGAUCGCCGUGUGGACUAACCUCACCGAGGCCAGAGUGAGGGUGUGGUUUAAAAACCGUAGAGCGAAGUGGAGAAAGCGCGAACGAAAUCAACAAAUGGACUUGUGUAAAAACAGCUACCUUCCCCAGUUCAGCGGACUCGUGCAGCCUUACGACGACAUGUACCCUGCCUACACGUAUAACAACUGGACAAACAAAGGCCUGGCUCCCGCUCCCCUGUCCACCAAGAACUUCACAUUUUUCAACUCCAUGAGCCCGCUGACUUCGCAAUCCAUGUUCUCAGCGCCAAAUUCUAUCUCCUCUAUGAAUAUGCCACCUACCAUGGCCCACACCGCGGUACCGGGUAUGUCGGCUUCAAGCUUGAACAACAUCAGCAGCCUAAACAACAUCAACAGUUCUUCAAUCAAUUCAGCUAUAUCUUCACCCGCUUGUCCUUAUGGACCUCCCGGUUCCCCAUACAGCGUUUACAGGGACACUUGUAACUCGGGCCUGGCGACUUUAAGACUGAAAUCCAAACAGCACCCCACUUUUGGAUACAGCGGGUUGCAAAGUCCUGGAUCUAGUCUAAACGCCUGCCAGUACAACAGCUGAUACAGCCGGUCUAGCUCAUACAACAAACUAGAUUCCUGCGGAUGCGGACCUGCGUGUGGCACAAAAGACAACUAAACUGGAUUAGUUGCAAUUAUUUUCAUAUGGAUUAUGCGGGUUGCAUGUGUUUACUUAUAAACUUGCACAACAAUUUAAAUAUCCAUAUUAUUGGAUCUCCUACAGGUGAAAGACUAAUAACACUGCAACAUUGUAUAAAGAACUAAAAAGGACAGAGGCAUGUUUUUCUCUUCGGCUUUGAAGAAAUAUUGACAAUUUAACUGAAAAUAAUUUUUAAUAUUGAAUUGGGAAAAUAUUUUAAAAAGAAAGGCAGGAAAUGCAAAAUGGUAGAAGAUUAACUAUGUAAUUUGUAUAUAAACUUGUAUGCUGUUACCUUUGUGUUUUGACCCCAUUAUAAUGCGCAGGAAAUGCAUGGUUGUGUUUUACGGUCAAGAUGAAGCGUCUUUAAACUGUAAAACCAAUUUAACUUUAUAUUUUUACUCUGGAGCGGUUUUCCCAAUACGAAACAUUUUUUAAUAGAAAACAGCAUGCUUUACUCAGUGCAAGGUGAUUUGUAUAAAUUGAUAUUAAUGUAAAAAAAAUAGAAGCGAGUCAACUAUUCUGUAUCCUAAAGGUGAUUGAUAAAAUAUCUGCAUGUAUUUAUGGUAAUAUCUGUCUUAAUAAAGUACUGCAGAUAACGUUUUAAGA
Messenger RNA from Lepisosteus oculatus (spotted gar), 2072 nucleotides. RefSeq names its product paired-like homeodomain 1 (gene pitx1). The record is from RefSeq and is a predicted model, not a curated record. NCBI's taxonomy places the organism in Eukaryota, Metazoa, Chordata, Actinopteri, Semionotiformes, Lepisosteidae. Gene Ontology annotation, cellular component: nucleus. Gene Ontology annotation, biological process: regulation of transcription by RNA polymerase II; anatomical structure morphogenesis. Gene Ontology annotation, molecular function: DNA-binding transcription factor activity, RNA polymerase II-specific; RNA polymerase II cis-regulatory region sequence-specific DNA binding.